GGAUUUCAAGGAAUUCUGAAUCUUCUUCUGAACGGGACAGAUUCGUCGCUGCAAAUUUGAGAUGGCGAAGUCGCAGAAGAAAUUUGAGGGAGCUCCGAUGAUCAUAGCAAUGAAAGGCCAUCCAGGCACAGGCAAAAGCACUCUGGCACAUUCCAUAGCCUCUUCCCUUCGUGUUCCUCUCAUCGACAAAGACGAUGUUCGCGACUCCACCGUGCCGCUCCAACACCUCCCCACACCCACUCCCACCUCCCUCCUCAACGACCUCUCCUACCACGUCAUCUGGCAGAUCGCCUCCACUCAGCUCCGCCUCGGCCUCACCGUCGUCCUCGACUCCCCACUCUCGCGCCGCGCCCACCUCGAUAGCCUCAUCCACAUCGCUGACUCUGCCGGCGCGCGGCUCGUUGUCGUGGAGUGCAAGCCGAGCGACCAAGCCGAGUGGCGUCGCAGGCUGGAACGGCGCUCCGGAAGCUCCCAUAAGCCGGCCACGUGGCGGGAUUUAGAGAGGCUUCUGGAAGGGUACGGUGGGUGCACAGAGUACGAGGUGGGUACGGUGCCCAAGAUGGUGGUGGAUACCACCGCGCCGGUUGUGUUGGAAGAGAUUUGUUCUGGUGUUCUGGAGUUCAUAGCGUCUCAUGGUGGGCCCUCAACGGGUUAUCACCAAUCCUCCAAAGAGAUUUGGACACGUGUGAGAGACCCUUGAUACGGGUUCCACCCUUUAUUUUGCCUUUUGUUAUUUUUUGGCCAGAACCCCGAAAUUUUUACUUUGAGCUUUUGCUCCACAACCACAAAUUAAUGUGUAUAUAAAAAUGCUUAUGACAAAUA
Molecule: messenger RNA, 822 nt
Organism: Neltuma alba
Lineage: Eukaryota; Viridiplantae; Streptophyta; Magnoliopsida; Fabales; Fabaceae
Exons: 2
Coding region: 62-700 (212 amino acids)
Source: RefSeq, a predicted model, not a curated record